Messenger RNA from Beta vulgaris subsp. vulgaris (sugar beet), 1294 nucleotides. RefSeq names its product probable UDP-arabinopyranose mutase 5. The record is from RefSeq and is a predicted model, not a curated record. Gene Ontology annotation, cellular component: Golgi apparatus; cytosol. The transcript has a single exon. Gene Ontology annotation, molecular function: UDP-arabinopyranose mutase activity. NCBI's taxonomy places the organism in Eukaryota, Viridiplantae, Streptophyta, Magnoliopsida, Caryophyllales, Amaranthaceae. Bases 1 to 1056 code for a protein of 351 amino acids. Gene Ontology annotation, biological process: UDP-L-arabinose metabolic process; plant-type cell wall biogenesis.
AUGGCCCAAUUCAACAUUAAGGAUGAUGAUGUGGAUAUUGUGAUUGGUGCUCUGCAGUCUGAUCUCACAUCUUUCAUGAAUGCAUGGAAACCCAUCUUCUCUCGAUUUCACUUGAUUAUAGUCAAAGACCCUGACCUGAAGGAUGAUCUGAAGAUUCCAGAUGGAUUCAAUGUUAAGAUCUAUACAAAGGCUGAGAUGGACAAGGCUGUUGGAGCCUCAUUGACUUCCCAGCUUUUCUCUGGUUAUUCAUGUCGCUACUAUGGCUAUCUUGUCUCCAAGAAGAAAUAUGUUAUCUCAAUUGAUGAUGAUUGCAUCCCAGCCAAAGAUGAUAAAGGAUUCCAAGUAGAUGCUGUUGCUCAGCAUCUUUUCAACCUUGCAACCCCUGCAACCCCUCUCUUUUUCAAUACCCUUUAUGACCCAUUUCGCAAGGGAGCUGACUUUGUUCGCGGAUACCCAUUUAGUAUGCGAGAAGGAGUGCCAUGUGCUAUCUCUUGUGGGCUCUGGCUCAAUUUAGCAGACUUGGAUGCUCCAACCCAAGCCCUUAAGCCCGAGCAGAGAAACACUAGAUACGUAGAUGCUGUUCUCACCGUUCCUGCAAAGGCCAUGACUCCAUUAAGUGGAGUCAACAUAGGGUUUAACCGCGAGCUGCUGGGACCCGCUUUGUUCCCAGGUUUGAAGCUAACAAAGGAAGGAAAGUUAAGAUGGGAAACCAUGGAAGAUGUGUUCUCUGGAAUGUGUGCCAAGGUUGUGUGCGACCACUUGAAGCUUGGCAUGAAAACUGGUUUGCCAUACGUCUGGAGGGAGGAAAGAGGUGAUGCAGUUCAGAGCUUGAAGAAAGAUUGGGAAGGUAUGAAGCUGAUGGAGGAUGCAGUUCCUUUCUUCGAGUCCAUCAAAUUGCCACCUGAAGCAGUUAAAGCGGAGGAGUGUAUGUUGGAGAUAGCGAAACUGGUGAAGGAAAAGUUUGCACAUGAAAAGAAUUCUGUGUUUAUUAAUGCUGCUGAUGCCAUGAUCGAGUGGGUUAAGCUGUGGAAGAAGGAGGUGCCGGCUUCGGCUUAGAAACCGAAAGGCAGAGAUAGAUACAGUGUUUAUUUUAGCCAUAUUUACCUAAAAGCAGUAGAAAAUGAGAAGUUGAAGAUGGCAAUGGUUUGCUUAUAAACGUGGUUGUGCUUGUUUUCUUGCAGCAUUCGUGUUAUCAGAAUCGUGUAGAUUAGGGAUAUCUCCUUUGUUGAUUAGGGAUAUCGCCCCAAGUUGGAAUGUUAACUUCAGUAAAUCUAUACAUGAUUACUUUUUAUCA